UUAAACACACAAUUGUGUGAUCAAUUUUGAUGAAUUUCAUUUGUCUAGGUAUGGAUGUUGCUUACUCUAAAGAUGAUGAAAUGGAAUUUUCAAGUGAUGAGAGCGAUUUGGAACAGGAAGACGAUACAGGUUUUGAAGGAGUUUCUCGUAAAGCUAGUCAAUGGUCACAGUCUAGCAUCAAUAGAUCCCUCAACUCGACAGGAAUCCAUAAUUUACCACCAGAGCUUAUAUUCGAAAUUCUGGGCUACAUUAAUGUUAAAACUUUGAUGUCUGUUGUAAGGUUUGUCUCUAGAUACUUUAGUGAUCUUUUAAAUUCACCCGAGUUUUGGGAAAUGAGAUUAGCUGGAUGUCUUACCUGCCCAGAUGACUUAGAUGGUUUAAAAGUAAGCGACAGUGAGCUGCAACAGAUGCAUCUUGUUGGUCUACCCCAAGCAGUUUAUGAAAUGGAGUCAGCAAAAUCACUUCAACACAACUCCAGUGUUAAAAAGUACACUAUGUCCACUAACCACUAUGGUGAUGUCCACUGCGUUAAGAUCCUGUCCAAUCCUGCCAAACAAAUAGCUGUUUCCGGCUCACGAGACAAAACUAUCUGUGUCUACGAUUUGGAUUGUAUUGACUCUCAAGAAAAAUGCAUCAUUAAUACAAACACUGAUCAUAACGGUUGGAUCUGGACCCUUGACCAAGAAGAUGGUCAAAGCUCUAAGAUUGCUUCAGGCUCAUGGGACAGUUACAUCCACUUUUAUGAUAUUGGUAGAGGAGGGUUAGAGAAAAUCUCUGAUUUGUCUGUACAUUCUGCAAUACUUUGUACGCGUUUCGAGAAAAACUGUUUACUAUAUGGUACAUAUUCAAAAUUUGUUGCUGGAUAUGAUACCAGGAGUGGAAAUGUAGCUUUUAAGUUAAAGAAUCACACUAAACCUGUGUUAAGUGUUGCUGCAUCUCCAAACUAUAUCUGGAGCUCUGGGGAGGACAAUGCCCUUGUCUGUCAUGAUAGACGAAUGAAUAAACUCUUUAAACGAAUGAGAAUGGAGAGAAUUUCGUCUUCUAUAAAGUUUAUUGAGCCCUAUCUAUGGGUAGCUGGUUACGAUGGCUUCAUUAAAUGUUUCAAUCAAGACAUGAAAACCCUGAAGAAAUAUGAUACAGGCCACAGACAGCCUAUCAUGGACAUGUCUCACAACAUGGGAGCUACAGUCACUGCUUGUAAAGAUGGGGUAGUUAAACUGUUCUCUCCUAAUAUAAGCCCAGUUCUUUGGAAUUCCUUCACAUUGGAUAACUCAGCCUCGUGUGUAGAUUAUAAGGAUGGUACACUCAUGGUUGGUUGCUGUGCCAGCUCGGUUUUAUUUUGGAAGAACGUAAAUUUAGAAUGAUGUUAACAUUACACAUGCAGGAAAAUUAGUGUGUGACAAUUAUGAAGAUUUCUGUACUGUACAUAGUUUUGUAUGCAAAUUGAGUUAGUUGAGGCCGAUGGUUUUCCUAUUUCAAAAAGAUUAAUUAUAAGUUACUAUUUACUGUAUAGAGUUCUAUGUUCGUUGCUCGUGAAAUGUGUGUUUAUAUCAAAAUGUUUACUGUUUCUAAUUGUAGUAUUGUGUUUAUUUAAAAUUUACUGAUCAUCAGUGUGGGUAUUUUGUCAACAAACUCCCCUCAUAAAGUAACAGAUAUAAGAAUUGUGAACAGCUGCUGUGUAAUUUAAACAUGCUAUUUGAAUGAUGGAACUUGUCUAAUUGUAGGCUUACCUGCUUCCUGGUCUAUAUUACCACUAAAAUGCUCCAAUGUGACAGGUAGCAAUGUGACAGGUAGCAAUUUUAUAAAUGGAUGAUCUUCACAUCUGUCACAACCAUUCGAGUUCUUUUAAAUGUGACUCGUACAAAGAUCAAAGAACUGGAGUAUAUUUCAAUUCAAAGAUGUGAUUGAACCCUAGCGGCACUCUCUGUGCUAAAAUUCCCAUUCUUAAGAUUUGUUUAAAUCGGAAAUUACAGUGCUCCUCUGUAAUAGAAUCAACUAUUAUUCCUAGAAUUAAAAGGUUUCAAUUGCACUUUUUGAGUUUUCAGUAUAUUUUUCUGUUUACACAUUAUACAGGGGUUUUCAAAAUUUAAGAUAUCUUAUAAACUAUACUUUUAUUCAAUAU
Bolinopsis microptera is the source of this 2122-nucleotide messenger RNA. RefSeq names its product F-box/WD repeat-containing protein 9-like. Gene Ontology annotation, molecular function: protein binding. NCBI's taxonomy places the organism in Eukaryota, Metazoa, Ctenophora, Tentaculata, Lobata, Bolinopsidae. The transcript is spliced from 2 exons. Bases 30 to 1364 code for a protein of 444 amino acids. The record is from RefSeq and is a predicted model, not a curated record.